CCCCUCCGCGGCCUCUACGUCCUCCUCACAGCCCUCACCACACUCGCCCGCCUCCCCAUCUGGACACUCCUCUACGCUCUCCCCGCCACACGCCCCGUGCGCACCUGGACGCUGUCGCAGACCCUGCGCGUGCGCCUCCUCCGCGCCCUGCUAGAGUGCUACGCGGCGCUGGACUUGCGGACGCCGCUGUCUCUGGACGCUGGGGCAGAGGGGGAAAGAUGGGAGAGAGUGCCGGGGGUGGGGGAGGGGUGGUUGCGGGGGGUGCUGCGAGACGAGAGAGUGAGGCCGGAGGCGGUGGGCGGGACGUGGUUUCCUGCGCCAGUGAAGAACGACGACGACGACGACGUCGGCGCAGUCGUGCUCCACGUCCACGGCGGCGCCUUCACAAUCGGCACGGGCCGGGACGCGGCGGCCUCGAGCGCCGCCACCGCGCUGCUCACGCACCUGAACCCCCCCCCCUCUUCUUCCUCCUCCAACCCCUCCACAUACUCUCCCCGCAUCACACACGUCCUAACUCUCCAAUACCGCCUCGCCUCCCGCCCCACGCAUGCCCCCUUCCCCGCCGCCCUGCAAGACACCCUGUCAGCCUACGUACACCUCACCCAAACCCACGCCAUCCCCGCCGCCCGCAUCGUCCUGAGCGGCGACUCCGCGGGCGCGACGCUCGUGCUCGGCCUGCUGAGAUACCUAGCCGAGUAUGGGGCGGAGCUGGACCUGGCACCGCCGGGGGCGGCGCUGCUGUGGUCGCCGUGGGUGGAUGUUGCGGCGGGGGAGGGUGCGUUGGACCGGGGCGCGCUAGCGGGGGCGGGGGGUGGGACGGAUUAUUGCGGAGAGGGCUUUGUUGCGUGGGGGCGGGGGGCGUGGCUGCGGGGGCUGGAGGGGACGGGGGCGCAGGACGAGAGGUUGCCCUACGCCUCCCCCGCCGGCUACGCGUUCAAGUCGCCUUCGCCGCUGUUCGUGCAGGUUGGCGCCGUGGAGGCGCUGCGGCCGAGCGUGGUGCGCUGGGUUGGCCAGAUGCGCGAGCAGGGCACACCCACCAUCCCGCUCAGCGUAACGCCCAACGUCCCGCACGACAUCCUGAUGGCGGGCAUGGGGCUGGCUUUCAAGGCCGAGCUGGCGGACAUGGUUGCUGUGGCUGGGGAGUGGUUGCGGGGG
Messenger RNA from Aplosporella prunicola CBS 121167, 1155 nucleotides. RefSeq lists its product as uncharacterized. The record is from RefSeq and is a predicted model, not a curated record. Gene Ontology annotation, molecular function: hydrolase activity. The annotation marks the transcript as partial. Lineage: Eukaryota; Fungi; Ascomycota; Dothideomycetes; Botryosphaeriales; Aplosporellaceae. The transcript is spliced from 2 exons.